AUGCAGGAGGUGAAGCUGGAACCCAACGUCAUGAGCUACAAUGCGGGGAUCAGCGCUUGCGAGAAGGGCGAGCAGUGGCAGCGGGCUCUGGAGCUUCUUGGCAAGAUGCAGGAGGUGAAGCUUGAGCCGAGCGUCAUCACCUACAACGCUGGAAUCGUCGCGUGUAGGAGAUGCGGUCAGUGGCAGCAGGCUUUGUCGCUGCUCGGCGAGAUGCGGAAUAGCUAUUUGGAGCCGAACGACAACAGUUACAAUCUGGGCAUCACAGCGUACGAGAUGUCGUCUCGCCACUUGGUAGGACUCCCUGGCUAUCUUCAGGUCGGUCUUUCGCGUUUUCGAGCAUCUUGA
This is a messenger RNA of Prorocentrum cordatum, 345 nucleotides long. The record is from the annotation of a GenBank genome assembly. Lineage: Eukaryota; Dinophyceae; Prorocentrales; Prorocentraceae.